GCUGCUUGUGAACAGGGGAGCUGUCUGAUGACUGGGAGCAGGCUGAAAAUCCUCAGGGAGAAAUCUACUUCAUUGACCACAAAACACAACGAAUGUCCUGGCUCGACCCGCGUGUGGACGCUCGCCUCAUGAUGUCCCAACACCACCACCAGCAGCACCUGCAACACACCCAGCAGCAGCCCCAACAGGCCCAGGCCUUGGGUUCGCCUGGCUCCCUCCCCCAGCAGCAGAGCUCUCAGGCUGGGAUGAUGAGUCUGUCCAGCCCCCUGGGCGUGGUUGUCAGUGCCCAGCAGAAGAUAAGGCUGCAGCGCAUCCAGCUGGAGAGGGAGAGGAUCCAGAGACGACAGGAGGAGCUCAUGAGACAGGAGGUGGCACUGUGUAGACAGCUCCCUGUGGACUCUGAGAGCAUGGCACCCACGCACACCCCCGGUGGCAACCCUGCCCAGCCCAUGACCCAGGGCAACAUGCCCACCAACGAGGAUCCGACCCCUUCCUGAACAGGCAUGUGCACU
Molecule: messenger RNA, 512 nt
Organism: Salvelinus sp. IW2-2015
Lineage: Eukaryota; Metazoa; Chordata; Actinopteri; Salmoniformes; Salmonidae
Product: WW domain-containing transcription regulator protein 1
Biological process (GO): positive regulation of transcription by RNA polymerase II; hippo signaling
Cellular component (GO): cytoplasm; nucleus
Molecular function (GO): protein binding; transcription coactivator activity
Source: RefSeq, a predicted model, not a curated record